CGCAGAGGGUCGGCGUUGGCCGAGCCCUAUAAAUGGCCCUGGCGCCCAACGAUCGCGGCUCCCCGGGUGCAGAAGCCAGCGCCAGAUUGCGAAGCGCCGAGUCUUCAGGCGGAGACAAUGACCCAGCAGCCGUGGGGCUAUUCCAAGGAAAACGGGCCUGAUCGUUGGCAUGAAACUUACCCAUUGGCCAAAGGAAAUAAUCAGUCACCAAUUGCAAUCCUUACCAAAGAUGUCUUCAAAGACCCCGUUCUUCUACCUUGGUUUACAAGUUAUGAUCCAGGGGCAUCCAAGACCAUAACAAACACUGGAAAAACUUGCCGGAUCGCGUUUGAUGACACCUUUGAUCGUUCAGUAUUGAGGGGUGGACCACUCCCAGGAAUUUACAGGCUGCGUCAACUCCACAUCCACUGGGGUUCUACAGAUGACAAAGGCUCUGAGCAUGUUGUGGAUGCAACAAGGUAUGCAGGAGAGAUUCAUGUUGUGCAUUGGUAUUCAAAGUACAGUAAUUAUGCAGAUGCAGUGAGAAAACCUGAUGGUGUGGCGAUUUUGGCCAUUCUUAUACAAGUAGGGAAGACUCCCAAGCCAGAAAUGAAGAGAAUUCUUGAAGAAAUUAAUGCUAUUAAGACAAAGGGAAAAGAGGCUCCUUUUCAAAAUUUUGAUCCAUCAAUUCUUUUCCCUACAAACCGGAGCUAUUGGACCUACCAGGGCUCUUUCACCACACCUUCUUGUGAAGAGUGUGUUACCUGGAUUAUUCUGAAAGAACCUAUCAUCGCCAGUGAGGAUCAGAUGGAAAAUCUUCGUAGCCUUUCUAGCAAGACUGCAGAUGAACCCCACUGCCCUUUGGUGGAUAACUGGCGGCCUCUUCAGCCUCUCAAUAACAGGAUGGUGAGAACUCCAUGCCAGUAAAAGCUCCGUUGAAGUUCAUGGUCUUCAAAACUCAUGUUUAAUACUAUCUACUGUUGUUCAUCAGGAUCUGUGUUUCUGAGUCAGAAACUCUGGGCGUUGAAACAGGACCGGUUAUUAAAUCAGUCUAUUCUCUAGAGGGAAGAAAAGAUUGUGGGGCAAAUUGUAUUAAAACAGAGAAUCUAUGUAUGUAAUCUUUGUUUAUAGCAGAAUUUGUAUGAAUAAUUCUGGAGAGGAAAAGGGUCACCCAUAAUUUGCUUUCAAAGAUUAAAGAUCUCUCUCUCUCUCUCCCUCACUCACACACACACACAAUUAGUUGUUCUCAUUUUACUCAAAUGUAUUUUUCCAUCAGUGUAAAUGAGGGAUAUAGGAGCAUAGUAAAAAUUGUGUUUCUUUAUAGUAUUCAUGUACUAUGAUGGCAUCCAUAGAAAUCACUGAAAUGUACCAUUUCAAUAAUGGAAUUGUGACUUAAAAACAAACUCAAAUAACUAAUUAUAGUAAGACAUUUGUUCAAAUGGUAUAUAGAAUGAAUAUUUACUUUUAUUGUACAAGUGUAUGCAUUGUAUAAGUUUCAACUUUAAAACAAUUUCAUGCUGUGUGAUCUGAAAUUAUAGAAAUCUUUCAAACUGAAUAUGUAGCUAAUAAUUAGUCAAGAUCUUGUAUAAUGCAGUAAAUUGUAUAAAAUCAUGGCUGUUCUACAAAUUCCUGUAAAGAUGUAUCAAACAGACUGUUGAUUGAGGAAAAUCCCUUAAUGUUACACUUGUACUGUGCCAGAGAAGACUGUGCAUUUAUCCAAGGCUGCUAAUAGAAAUGGGUUGAAAUUUUGAUGGGGAAACCAUUUCACUUUUUAAAUACUUGGAUGAAUUUUGAAAUGGGAAUUUUUUUUUAAUAAAUUCGUACUUUAAAUGCCACCAUUACGAUUUUUGAAAUAGACUUUUUGUAUCUCUUUUUUCCAUUAUGUUUCAGUCAAUAAUUUACAGAUGAUAGAAUACACUCUGUUCCAAUUUUAACAUGUUUGUAUUGUUAUCAGAUUUCAAAAAAAUAAUAAAAACCAAGAAUUGGUAUCUGUGUAGUUCUAAAAUUAUAGUUUUUACAUCUGAAAACAUAGUUUCUUUGUUCCAAAACAUGAAAGGCAUUUUCAAAACUUUUAAUGAAAAUAAAUAACAGGCUUUUUACCACCUGAAGUUGUUAAUAUUUACCAAGGUAUUUUCUAGUGGUUAUUUUUUCUUUUUUGCAUUUAUCUUAUGCUUUGUAGUAGGAACAACUAAGAUAGCAUGGCAUAAUGGCAAUAUAUUGGCUUUUGUAAAAGAAUAAAUAUUAAUAAAUCUUAUUAUUCUGA
Messenger RNA from Heteronotia binoei (common prickly gecko), 2242 nucleotides. Its product is annotated as carbonic anhydrase 3-like. The transcript has 7 exons. Bases 118 to 906 code for a protein of 262 amino acids. Lineage: Eukaryota; Metazoa; Chordata; Lepidosauria; Squamata; Gekkonidae. Gene Ontology annotation, cellular component: cytoplasm. The record is from RefSeq and is a predicted model, not a curated record. Gene Ontology annotation, molecular function: zinc ion binding; carbonate dehydratase activity.